CUCAUAGCCGGCGACACGGUCCACACGGAGGCCAGGGCAUGGCGGACACCGAGACCCCCUUCCUGCAGCAGCUCACAGCCGGCGACACGGAUGAGGACGAGGACCCGCCGCCGCUCGCCGGCGUCUCCGACUUCCGCGGCCGCCCCGUCCGCCGCGCCUCCUCCGGCGGCUGGCGCUCCGCCCUCUUCGUCGUCGUGGUGGAGAUCGCGGGGAGCUUCGCCUACUUCGGCGUGUCGGCGAACCUGAUCACGUACCUGACGGGGCCGCUGGGGCAGUCGAACGCGGCGGCGGCGGCGGCCGUGAACGCCUGGACGGGCACCGGCACCCUCAUGCCGCUGCUCGGGGCCUUCGUCGCCGAUUCCUGGCUCGGCCGCUACCGCUCCAUCAUCCUCGCCUGCACGCUCUACGUCCUGGGCUACGGCAUGAUCACGCUGGCGUCGACGCUCCCGGCGCUGCGCCCGCCGCCGGCCGGUGACCCGUCCCCGACACAGGUGGCCUUCUUCUACGGGUCCCUCUACCUCAUCGCCGUGGCGCAGGGCGCCGACAAGCCGUGCGGCGUGGCCUUCGCGGCGGACCAGUUCGACCCGGGCCACCCGGGGGAGCGCGCCGCACGCGGCUCGCUCUUCAACUGGUGGUACUUCUCCAUGGCCGCAGGUAUCACCGUCGCCGUCGCCGUCAUGAGCUACGUCCAGGAGAACGUCGGCUGGGGCGUCGGCUUCGGCGCGCCCUGCUUCGUCAUGCUCGCCGCCUUCGCCGCCUUCCUCGCCGGCUCCCCCACCUACCGCCUCCUCCACACACCCGACGAUGCCGCCAAGACUAGCAGCAGCCCCUUCGCCCGCCUCGCGCGGAGCCUCCUCGCCGCCAUCAAGACGAAGAAGAAGCAUCAACAGCAGCUAGAGGUUGAAGACGAGUCGUCGGAGGCGGCGAGGAGCGUGCUGCGGCUGAUGCCGAUCUGGGCGGCGUGCCUGGCGUACGGCGUGGUGAACGCGCAGAUCAUGACGCUCUUCAACAAGCAAGGACGCACCCUCGACCGCCGCGUCCGCAUCUUCGACGACCUGGAGCUCCCGCCGGCCGCGCUGCAGGCGCUCGGGCCGGCGACGAUCCUGCUCUUCGUGCCCAUCUACGACCGCCUCCUGGUGCCCGCGCUGCGGCCGGGCGCGCUCACGCCGCUGCGGCGCGUGGGCACCGGCAUGGCGCUGUCCGCGCUCACCGUGUGCGUGGCAGCGCUCGUGGAGGCCCGGCGGCUAGACACGGCGCGGCAGCACGGGCUCGUCACGGUCCACGCCGGCGGAUCUACGGCGACGGUGCCGAUGAGCUGGGCGUGGCUGGUGCCGCAGUACGUGACGAUCGGGGUGGCGGACGUGUUCGCCGUCGUCGGGAUGCAGGAGUUCUUCUACGACCAGAUGCCCGGCGAGCUGCGGAGCCUCGGGCUCGCGAUGUACCUCAGCGUCAUGGGCAUCGGCGGGUUUAUUAGUAGCGCGAUGAUCUCGGUCAUCGAUCGGGUUACUAGCAGUGGCGGCGGGGAUAGCUGGUUCGCGGAUGAUCUUAACCGGGGGCACCUUGAUUACUUCUACUGGCUGCUCGCCGGGUUGAGCGCCGCCGAGCUCGUGAUGUAUCUCUGUCUGGCUAGGUCCUAUGUGUACAGCAACAGGAGACUGCUCCGCUGACCAGCGGCGGAUCCAGGAAACGGCAACGCCCCGGGCAAAAAUAGAAAUAACUUGUACUGAAUCCGUGCCAAUUAAUAUAGAAAAAGACACCAAUGAUUAAAACUUCAAAA
This is a messenger RNA of Brachypodium distachyon (stiff brome), 1777 nucleotides long. RefSeq names its product protein NRT1/ PTR FAMILY 5.10. Gene Ontology annotation, cellular component: membrane. The transcript is spliced from 3 exons. The record is from RefSeq and is a predicted model, not a curated record. Lineage: Eukaryota; Viridiplantae; Streptophyta; Magnoliopsida; Poales; Poaceae. Gene Ontology annotation, biological process: transmembrane transport. Gene Ontology annotation, molecular function: transmembrane transporter activity. The coding region runs from base 39 to 1667 and encodes 542 amino acids.